Molecule: messenger RNA, 1287 nt
Organism: Cajanus cajan (pigeon pea)
Lineage: Eukaryota; Viridiplantae; Streptophyta; Magnoliopsida; Fabales; Fabaceae
Source: RefSeq, a predicted model, not a curated record
AAACACAUUUGUUAACUGUUUUGUUAUCUCUGUUCCUAUCUCCUCCUUUCCUGCCUCAACUAUUACUUGUUCCAACUUUCUCUUGGUUAACCUCUCACAUUUCUUUUAAAAAAAAUUUGGCAUUAGUAUCCUCCCAUUUGCGUCUCAAACCUUGCGCCAAGGUGCUACGAUGGCGGGUAUAACUUUACUAUUAGAUCUAUGGAGGAAAAACCAAAGCUUCAACACAGCACGGUCCUAUCAAUCCCCUUCCUUUUUUACUACAUCUUGCACCAUUGCCUCCUUUGCUGCCACCACAUCUUUUGCCUCAAAGGAUUUCUUUGGGAUACCAACUGCUUAUUGUGAUGCUGGAGCAACAAUUUCUGAAGAUUAUGUUCCUAGUAUAGGAAAUGUACCAGGGAAAUAUUUUUAUCAUGAUUCUCUAAAAUAUAGUACCAAGCACUACAACAUUGAGCCUAAACCAUUAUUUUCUGCUUUUGAACUAAAGUCAUUUGCAAUGAUCACAUUGAGGUCAUUUCUGAUGUUUUAUUUGCCUCUUAUGGAGCCUCAUGCAAAGAUGGAACAAGAUGAUGUUGAGUUUCUACAGGACAAACAAGGUGAACUUUGUGGCAAACUAAGUGUUCCCUUCAAAAAGUCAAUACUGCAAAUCAUCCGCGAGGUUACUGUGGUGACAACUAGACGCAUUUUAGAAAGAAUUGUUGUCCAUUAUGUUUCAAGAAGAAUGGCAUGGAAACUAAUUAAAGAUGUUCCUCAAUCAGUUGUUCGCAAGGCUGGAAGGAAAAUGCCUACUUUAGUUUACUUUUACUCUGUGUGCAAAACAACAUUCAGAGGGUACAUGCUUGGAGUUGGAGCAUCAUGGCUGGUCCAAGUAGGCAUUGGAUUAUUUCAAUUCUUUAAGUCAAAGUUAAAGAAUGAGAAUAAUAAUAUUAACAAAGUUGUGAGAAUGAGACUUCUUAGACAAAAGGUUUUCAUGGCUACAGUUAGGUGCAAUGCAUCUCUAAUUUUUGCCUCUAUUGGGGCAGGGAUUGGGGCUUCUCUUUGUCGUCCAUCAGUUGGCCAGUGGAUUGGUUGUGCCAUAGGUGAUUUGUCUGGUCCAGUUAUUGUAGCAAUUUUUGCUGACAAAGUUCUUCACUUGAACAUCUAGUGUUCUUGUUGUUACAAAUUAUUUUCCUAUUUCAAAUAAGAGUAAUAUAUGAAGAAAUUUUGUACUAUUUAUAUUACGAUUUAAACACUUCUAAAUAGUUGCUAGAUCCUAUAGAUGAAAAAGUAAGUUUCCAUUAAUAAAAACAA